This is a messenger RNA of Vanessa tameamea, 1390 nucleotides long. Its product is annotated as gamma-butyrobetaine dioxygenase. The transcript has a single exon. Gene Ontology annotation, molecular function: oxidoreductase activity. NCBI's taxonomy places the organism in Eukaryota, Metazoa, Arthropoda, Insecta, Lepidoptera, Nymphalidae. The coding region runs from base 81 to 1337 and encodes 418 amino acids. The record is from RefSeq and is a predicted model, not a curated record. Gene Ontology annotation, cellular component: mitochondrion. Gene Ontology annotation, biological process: carnitine biosynthetic process.
CAUCGUUUAUCACACAAUAAACUGUUAAUAACCUCUAUCUCAAUUGUAAGUACUCACUGUUGUACAAUUCAAAGUUCACAAUGAUUGUGUUGAGACGAAUUCAAAGUGCAAAUAAAUUUAUAUCAAGACAAUUUAAAAUUAUAAAUGAAUUUAAAACAGGUAAAUUUCACACAAACAGUUUAUUGAUGCAAACGGAUACUAAGGAUGUUAUGAAUAUAGAAAUUAACGGUAAAACUCUGCAAUUUCCAAGUGUGUGGUUAAGAGACAAUUGCCAGUGUGAACAGUGUUUCCAUCAAUCAGCAAAAAGUCGAAUUAUUGAUUGGAGCAAAUUCAACUUGAAAGUUAAGCCAAACAACGUUAGUAAGGACGAUAAUUCUUUACAAGUUACUUGGGACGACGGUCAUGUAUCCAAAUAUAAACUUAGCUGGUUAAAAUUCCGUAGUUUUACACCAGAUGAUCAAGAAAUCUACACCAAUACUCUGUAUAAACCAGCGAAAGUUACAUGGCACGGAAACGAUUUUAGUAAAGUUUGCAGUAAGCAUGAUUAUAAGGAAAUUUUAAAUUCUGAUAAUGCACUAUACAACUGGUUACUUCAGUUUUCAAUAUAUGGAGUUGCGUUGAUACAGAACACACCCGAUUCAGAAACUGCUUUAGAUAGUAUUGUAGCAAAAGUAGGUUUUAAUAAAAAGACACAUUAUGGUGAAAAAUUUGUAGUGCAACAUGUCGUUAAUACCAGUAAUGUUGCAUAUUUAUCGAACAAUUUGCAAAUGCACACUGACCUCCCAUACUAUGAGUAUUGUCCAGGUGUAAACCUACUACACUGUCUCGUGCAGACUCUUAGCAAAGGAGGAGAAAAUCUUCUAUCUGACUGCCAUUACACAGUUGCUUACAUGAAAGAGAAACAUCCUGAUGAAUAUAAAAUCUUAACCGAAACAGAAGUAGAAUGGAGUGAUGUGGGUUGUGAAAAUGGCAAUGAAUUCUUUAAACUCUAUAGAUCACCAGUGAUAUGCCUAGACAAACAGGGUGAAGUAAUCAGAAUUAAUUUUUCAAUUCCUCAACGUGGUGCACAUUUUCCUGGACCCAUUGAAAGUGUAAGACCUUGGUACAGGGCCCAUAGCCUCUUCUAUGAAUUGAAUAAAAACUUUUCAGCCAAGUUUAAAACAAAAGCUGGGGACAUACUUGUGUUUGAUAAUAUUAGAUUGUUGCAUGGCAGGAAUAUGUAUGAAGAUAAAGGUAACAAUGUUAGGAAGCUGAUUGGUGCAUAUGUGGAUUGGGAUGAAAUAUAUUCACGGUUGAGAUGUUUGAAAGUGAAGUUGCACUCAGAGGAUAGAAUAUAAAUUGAUCCACUUAUACUUUAUGCAUUUUUCUGGAAAUUACUAUGAAUAUACUA